AUGUCAGACGUGGAAGACCGGGUUGACGGCUCAGACGGCGGAGGCGACGACCUCUUUGGCGACGAUGGCAGCGAUGCGUCGCUGAUCGCCGACAACCCACCACUCCCCAGCGACGAUGAGCUCGCCUCAGAGCCUGAUCGCCAACGUAGCCAACGCAGCGAGGCGCGUGAGGCGGCCGGCGGCGACGGCGACGGCGAGCGACGAGAAAAGACCGUCGCAGAGGAAAUCAUCUACCGCCAUGGGCUCCCGAAGACGAACGAUGGAAACAUGCAAGCUGCAAAAGUUCCCAACUUCCUGCGAUUCUUGCCUACCGAGUACAAGUCGGAUGAGUUCCACCCUUCUGACUGGGCGAUUGAGAACUCGCUGCGGAAAAUACCCACCAACCUCGUUCGAUACCGUCGGAACCCCGAGACCGGCGAGCUGGUGAGCAACACCAACAUCUACAGAUGGAGUGAUGGCUCUUUGACCUUGCAAGUCGGCGAGGAGCACUUCGACAUACAGGUCAAGGACCAGGUGCCUCCCGCCAACAAAACAUACAUCCCCGAUCGUGAUGCGCAUCGAUAUAUCGCAGCCGCGCACAUGGGUCACUCACAUCUGCUAACCGUCGCACACAUCAACGAGGAGUGGACCAUCCGCCCGGACAAGAAGCGUGUAGACGAGGACACGGAGAUUCUCAGGGAGAAGAUGGGUCAGGCAAAGGGCGGGAUGAAGGAAGGCGAGAUGAUCAUUACCGCCACGGAAGAUCCCGAGCUGCAGAAGAAGCAGGCCGAGCAGGCCGAGAGGGAGCGCAUCCGCGCGGCGCGAAGACGGGAGAAUGCGGCAGCGAGGAUGGACGGCGGCGUUGGUGGAGGCGGUGGAUUCCGAAGGGGAAACCUGACCAUCGACGGACUGGAAGGCAGGCGCGCGCCAGGUGGUCGGAAGCGUGGCCCGGGAGGGUCAUCGAAGCGAAGCGGUGGCGGUCGCCGCCACAACGAUGAGUACGACUCGGACGACGAUCUCCCUGCCGGAGCACACGGAAACGCCAACGAGUACGACCGCGAGGAUGACUUCAUCGCUUCGUCCGGCGAGGAUGCGGAGAGUGUUGAGGAUGGCGGGGAAGAGGAUGACGACAUUCUCGACGCUGUGGACCGAGAGGAUCGUGACAGGCCCCGGGCCAAGCGCCAGAGGACAGCCGAACCUUCUGAUGACGAUGCUGAUGGAGAGCCAGAGGAUUCGGCUCCUGCAGGCACAUCUGGUGGAGAGCAUGCUCGACGGAGGAUGCGACGAAUUGUGGACGACGAUGACAGUGAAUGA
Molecule: messenger RNA, 1293 nt
Organism: Diaporthe citri
Lineage: Eukaryota; Fungi; Ascomycota; Sordariomycetes; Diaporthales; Diaporthaceae
Exons: 2
Coding region: 1-1293 (430 amino acids)
Biological process (GO): transcription elongation by RNA polymerase II; positive regulation of transcription elongation by RNA polymerase II
Cellular component (GO): Cdc73/Paf1 complex; nucleus
Molecular function (GO): RNA polymerase II C-terminal domain phosphoserine binding
Source: RefSeq, a predicted model, not a curated record